Molecule: messenger RNA, 1163 nt
Organism: Folsomia candida
Lineage: Eukaryota; Metazoa; Arthropoda; Collembola; Entomobryomorpha; Isotomidae
Gene: RpL5
Product: 60S ribosomal protein L5
Exons: 6
Coding region: 155-1054 (299 amino acids)
Biological process (GO): translation; ribosomal large subunit assembly
Cellular component (GO): ribosome; cytosolic large ribosomal subunit
Molecular function (GO): 5S rRNA binding; structural constituent of ribosome
Source: RefSeq, a predicted model, not a curated record
CCCCGAAUGAACUGGGGAGUGAACCACCACCACAAAAUUGAAGCAUGCAUGCUCUUCUCCCACAACAGGCAGACUGCCGGCCCACCACGUUCAUCUUCGCUCCACAGUUCUGAUUGUUUAAGUUCCCGAACUUCUUCUUCGAAAUUUCGAAAAAAUGGGUUUCGUCAAGGUGGUGAAGAACAAGGCUUACUUCAAACGGUUCCAGGUCAAGUUCAAGAGGCGUCGUGAAGGGCGAACGGAUUACUAUGCGAGAAAACGGCUUAUCGUGCAGGACAAGAAUAAGUACAAUACACCAAAGUACAGGAUGGUUGUCCGAUUCUCCAACAAGGACAUCACGGCACAGAUCGCAUACGCCCGAAUUGAGGGGGAUGUCAUUAUCUGCGCCGCCUACGCCCACGAACUGCCCCGCUACGGAGUUAAGGUCGGUCUGACCAAUUAUGCUGCUGGAUAUUGUACCGGACUUUUGCUCGCGAGAAGGCUGCUCAAGAAGCUGGGUCUUGAUGGGAUUUACGAAGGUCAGAAAGACAUAACUGGCGAGUACUACUGCGUCGAGGAGGCGGACGGUCAACCCAAACCUUUCCAUGCCGUAUUGGACGUCGGUCUUUACAGAACGACAACUGGCGCGAGGAUCUUUGGUGUGUUGAAGGGAGCCGUUGACGGCGGGCUCGAUAUUCCUCACAGUGAAAAGCGCUUCCCUGGAUGGGACUCAGAGGGGAAGGAGUUGAAGGCUGACGUUCACCGAAACCACAUCCUAGGCAAACACGUCGCCGACUACAUGAAAACCCUCCUCGACGACGACGAGCAAGCUUUCAAACGACAAUUCUCCAAAUUCAUCAAGGAGGGAAUCGUUGCCGAAAACCUUGAGACGAUCUACAAGAAGGCCCACUCUGCCAUCCGCGCUAACCCUGAGCCACCCAAGAAGAAGGACGCCUCCAAGGUAGUCAACAAGCGCUGGAACCUGAAACGCCUCGCAGGAAAGGUGAAACGUCACCACGUCAAGCAGAAGAAGACCGCCUACCUCGCCAGCCUCGAGGUCGAGAAGGCGCGCAGUUAGAUCAUCACCAUCUUCACUUCGUUUUGAUAAUUUCGUCAUUUCUGUAUCAAUUUAUCUUCCCUGUUUGGUACGAAAUGAUGAAUAAAAAAUUCUUGUUGGAUAAAAUUUA